GGAAGUAGUUUAUCUUGUUGCAAAACAAUGAUGUUGCUUUCAGAGAGCUCCAUGUGAGGGUGAGUGAAAAGUCCCUUUAAAAAAAAAAAAGGCGAAAUACAGUAUUGUGCAUCUUGAAACCUGAAACCAAGAAACUGAAGUGCAGGGAAUACAAGGGGGAAAAAGUCUUGCAAAUUCUGAGGACAACUGCAGCAAGUGGAGUUUUGAGGAGUGAAAUCUAUUUAUAUCUUCAAAAGUCAUUGAAUGGCUCUUUUGGAGAAAGCUGUGAAAUAAGGGAGUUUUGGAAGAAGACGACUUUUUUCUUCUCCCCUUUUCUGGAUAUAAUGGCUAUUGCAAAGCAAAAAGCCUGGAGAUUUGGCUUCAAAUGUUUCUUCUUUGCAACCUUUAUGUUAGCCUGUGAUGGACAAGGUGGAAAUAGAGAGAAUGGUGGCCCUGCAUGUUAUGGAGGAUUUGAUUUGUACUUCAUUUUAGACAAAUCAGGAAGUGUCCUGCACCACUGGAAUGAAAUCUUUUAUUUUGUGGAGCAUCUGGCCGACAAAUUCAUAAGCCCCCAGCUGAGGAUGUCCUUUAUUGUUUUCUCAACAAGAGGCUCCACUCUUAUGAGGUUAACUGAAGACAGGGACCAGAUACGGCAAGGCCUAGAAGAGCUGCAGAAGGUUCUGCCAGGGGGUGACACUUACAUGCACGAAGGAUUUGAAAGGGCAAGUGAACAGAUUUACUAUGAAAAUGUUCUAGGUUACAGAACUGCAAGCGUCAUCAUUGCGCUAACAGAUGGUGAACUCCAUGAGGAUCUCUUCUUUUACGCAGAACGAGAGGCUAAUCGAUCAAGGGACCUGGGAGCAACAGUGUACUGUGUUGGAGUCAAAGAUUUCAAUGAAACUCAGCUGGCUCGAAUUGCUGACAGCAAGGAUCAUGUCUUUCCUGUGAAUGAUGGAUUUGAAGCACUGCAAGGGAUCAUAGACUCUAUUUUGAAGAAAUCCUGCAUUGAGAUUCUUGCUGCAGAGCCUUCCAGUAUAUGUGCAGGAGAAUCGUUCCAAGUUGUGGUGAGAGGGAAUGGAUUUCGACAUGCCCGUAAUGUUGACAGAGUCCUCUGCAGCUUCAAGAUCAAUGACACAGUUACUUUCAAUGAGAAACCUUUUGUGGUGGAAGAUACAUAUUUGCUCUGCCCGGCACCUGUGUUACAAGAAGUUGGAAUGGAGGCAGCUCUGCAGGUGAGCAUGAAUGAUGGCCUCAGUUUCAUCUCAAGCUCUGUCAUCAUCUCCAGCACACACUGUUCUGAUGGGACCAUCCUGGCCAUUGCCCUACUGAUCCUUUUCCUCUUGCUGGCACUGGCUCUCCUCUGGUGGUUCUGGCCUCUUUGCUGCACAGUGAUAAUCAAAGAGCCUCCUCCGCCCCCUGCUAGUGACAGCGAGGAAGAAGAUGAUGACGGUCUUCCUAAGAAGAAGUGGCCAACAGUAGAUGCAUCUUAUUAUGGUGGGCGAGGUGUUGGGGGCAUUAAAAGAAUGGAGGUUCGCUGGGGAGAAAAGGGCUCCACAGAAGAAGGGGCAAAGUUAGAGAAAGCCAAGAAUGCUCGAGUCAAAAUGCCAGAACAAGAGUAUGAAUUCCCAGAGCCCAGGAACCUUGGGAACAGCAUGCGCAGGCCCUCUUCCCCCCGGAAAUGGUACUCACCAAUCAAGGGAAAACUGGAUGCCCUGUGGGUACUGCUGCGGAAAGGUUAUGACCGUGUGUCUGUGAUGCGCCCUAAGCCAGGUGACAAGGGCCGCUGCAUCAAUUUUACCCGAGUCAAGAACGCAGAAGCCCCACCGAAAUACCCACUCAACAACACCUACCCCCACUCCUCUCCACCCUCUGCCCCAAUAUACAACCCUCCACCCCCCGCCCCAGCAAAGCAACUAGGCAUGCAGGUGAAACAACAAAGGCAUGUUCUAACAUAUUAUCUCCAAUUUUCGUGA
Messenger RNA from Gavialis gangeticus (Gharial), 1952 nucleotides. RefSeq names its product anthrax toxin receptor 1 (gene ANTXR1). Gene Ontology annotation, molecular function: signaling receptor activity. NCBI's taxonomy places the organism in Eukaryota, Metazoa, Chordata, Crocodylia, Gavialidae. Gene Ontology annotation, cellular component: membrane. The coding region runs from base 324 to 1952 and encodes 542 amino acids. The transcript has 18 exons. The record is from RefSeq and is a predicted model, not a curated record.